AUGCCACCCAGCUCUCCCUGGUGGGAUGAACUCAAGCGGUCCGUAUUUGAGCAGGCAGGCAGGCGUGAUAAGGUAGCGAUCGAUGGAUGGGAUGGCGUAGUUACCUAUGAGGAGCUCGACGAAUUCUCGUCCCGGGUCGCUGCUCACUUGCAGGCCCUCGGGAUAGGCCCGCGGAUGAUGGUCCCAGUUUGUUUUGAGAAGUCCAUCUGGUCGAUUGUUGCGACCAUCGGUGUCCAUAAGACUGGUGCCGCAUUUGUUCCUUUGGAUCCAGCCUUGCCCAUGCAGCGAAUUGAAAAGAUCGUGGCCUUGGCCGGGAGCAAAUUCGUGGCUGUUUCAUCCAUGCAGAAGCCACGAUUUGAGAGCUCGUCUGUCACUCCGGUCAUUAUCAAUCCACAGGUCAUGGCUAAUUUUCCGCCGGCGGAUGCACUGUUGCCGUCCGAAGUCUCCAUGGAGGAUCCUGGCUACUGCCUUUUUACCUCUGGAAGCUCUGGGACCCCCAAAGGGUGCAUUAUCAGCCAACGCGCGUUUGCAGGGAUUAGCCAACAGGGUACGACCGUGCAUCUCAGCGAGAGGUCGCGCAGUCUUCAAUUCGCCUCCUAUUCCUUUGGCAUCUCCAUCAUCGAGAUCUACUGCACGCUCGGCACUGGAGGCACUGUCUGUGUGGUUUCUAGUGAGGAUUGUGCAGGAAUCAGUAACCUAGCGCGUGCGAUCACCCGAGUCAACGUGAACUGGACCUUCAUGACUCCGACGAUGGUCGGCUCUCUACAUCCAAAGGAGGUUCCCUGUCUUAAAACAAUCGUCACAGGCGGCGAGCCCUUACAGAAGGGUCAGAUCAUGACCUGGGCAGAUGCAGUCAGUCUUCAUCAGGCAUUAGGCUUGACAGAGUGGGCUGGAACAUGUUGUAUCUCGCCUCGCAUCACCUCAACCUCUUGCUUGGGAGUGGUCGGCAAGCCAAUGUCGCAUGCACGAGCAUGGCUUGUCGAUCCGAAUAAUGCAAACUUUCUUGCCCCCGUUGGUGCUGUCGCCGAGCUAUGUAUUGAGGGAACGUGUCUUGCACAGGGCUAUCUUAACGACCCUGACAGGUCAUCUAAGGCAUUCAUUUCGCACCCGGGAUGGGGACACGAGCCGUUAUUUCCGACUAUCUCUGGCCCACGGAAACUCUACAGGACUGGAGAUCUCGUGCGCUACAUGUGUGAUGGGAGUAUUCAACACCUCGAACGAAAAGACAUGCAGCGGAAGGUCCGAGGACAGCGGGUUGAGAUCACAGAGGUCGAGUACCACAUCAGACAUUGCUUUCCCGAGGCCGUGCGGGUAUUUGCGGAAGUCAUUUGCCCAUAUGAUCAAGAUUCAGGGUCCAGCUCGGUGUUGGCGGCCUUUGUUCAGCUCGAUCAACCAGGAGCUGGGUCAAAUGCCACCAGCUGUGAUGGCGAGAACUGGUUUGCCCCCGUCGGCAUGGUCUUGCAAGAUCGUAUCAACGCCACGCGCGAGGCCCUGUCACUCCAACUGCCCCGGUACAUGAUUCCCGACCUCUUCCUCCGCCUCAGGGACAUUCCCCUUACGGUCAGUGGAAAGCUCGACCGCCGGCGUCUCUGCAACUACGCGAACCGGCUUACGCGCCACCAGCUCCUCGGCAAAGACCAUGAGGAUGGGUCGCGUCGCGCACCGGCGACAGAGAUGGAGACAAUACUGCUUUCGCUCUUCGCCCACUCUCUCAAAUCUUCUGUGGAGAAAAUUGGCGUCGACGAUAAUUUCUUCCACCUUGGGGGCGAUUCACUCAGGGCCAUGACUCUUGUUGGCCAGGCGAAUUCGAAGUACGGGCUAAAGAUCACAGUGGGCGAAAUCAUCACUUAUCCAACGGUCUCUCAAUUAGCCACCGUGGUGCCUGGGACAAAAGUUGCUCAAGAAAUGAACGGAGCUGUUGUACCUUUCUCCCAAUUGUUCAAGUCUGAAAGCAAGGAAGAGGUCAUCCGGGAAGCCUGCAAGCAGUGCCACGUGGAGCCUGACAUCAUUGAGGAUAUUUACCCCUGCACGCCUCUUCAGGAGGGGAUGUUUGCCCUGGGCAGGAAACAAGCGGGUGGUUAUGUCGCUCGCUGGGUGUUUGAGUUUCAGCAGAUGUGCGAGGCGGAUUUACAGCGCCUGAAAGACGCCUGGCUUAGUGUGCUGGAAGAUAGCGCCCCUCUAAGGACACGUAUUAUAGCCUCUCCGUCCCAGCGCAUGUAUCAAGUCCUGCUCCGAGGCCAGUCUGUCUGGCAGGAGUCGAGCACUCUCUUUCAUCGGGACGAGCGGGACGAUAAGCCCGACCUGCUCGUUGAGUCUGGCCACCCAUUGGCCCAAAUUUCCAUCCACCGGAACGACACUGCCGAUUGCGUUCAGCUAGCACUCACUAUGCACCACUCGGUGAUUGAUGGAUGGUGUUUCCGCAAGAUCCUGGAUCAGGUAGAAGCGGUUUACCAUGGGGAGGCCCUGCCAGCGUCACCCCCGUUCGCUACGUUCGUCCACUAUCUCAGCCAGCUUCCAGACCACAAGACAUAUUGGACGGACUAUUUCUCAGGCCUCAAUGCAGAGGUCUUCCCUGCCAUCUUGCCCGUGGCGUAUGAGCCAUGCCCCAUGGGAGAAGCAACAGACUGGCUUCCGCUGGCGGCCUUUACCCCCGGACGAUUCACACGUUCGGCGAUUUUACGACUCGCCUGGGCGAUGGUGCAGUCUCAAUAUCAAGGAAACAAUGACAUUGUUUAUGGACUCACCGUAUCCGGACGCAAUGCUCCCGUCCCGGGCAUCUUGACAAUGACCUCCCCGACAGUGGCCACGAUACCAUUCCGGGUGCAGCUGGAUCCGGCCGCAUCAGUCGAGAAGGCACUGGACAAUCUAGUUGCCCAGACUAUCCGCAGCAUUCCCCAUGAGCAGACAGGACUGCAGAACAUGCGAAAGUGGGGCGGAGAUGUCGCCGCCGCGUGCGAAUUCCAGACACUCCUGGUCAUUCAGCACAUUGACAGUACCACAGGGUACAGUCUGUUGGGAGCUGAGCCUCAUGAAACCAGUUUUGCUGCCUUUUGCACUUACUCUCUCACUCUGGUCUGUAAUCUCAACUCGGACCCGGUAGAGCUGAAGGCCUGGUUCGAUCCUAAGAUCGUGCCAGAGCGGCAGGUCCAUCGUAUCCUCCGCCAACUCAAGCAUGUGGUUCAAGCCAUUUCAAAAGACCCCGCUUCGACGGUGAGUGACUGCAUGACUGUGAGCCCGAGUGACGCCGACGAAAUCUGUGCAUGGAACCAGCCGAUUCCUGCCUUGCCCGAAAAGGGUGUUGACGCACUGUUCCACCAGCAGUGCGUGGCGCAUCCAGACCGACUGGCAGUGGACGGAUGGGAUGUGCAGUUCACAUACAAAGCCCUCGAUGAGCUCUCCACUCAUCUAGCCAAACACUUGGUGGCGAUGGGAAUAAUAGCCGGUGAUUUCGUGCCCAUCUGCACAGAAAAAUCUGGUUGGACGAUUGUCUGCAUGCUCGCCACGAUCAAAAUCGGGGCUGCGUUUAUUCUGCUUGAUCCGGCUGUCCCGAAACAGCGACUGGCUGCUAGCUGCCAGCAAGCCUUGGCCAAGCUGGUUCUCACGACGACUGGAACCCUUCCACUUGCCCUCGAGCUGGUGGCCAAAGUCGUCCUCGCGGAUGAUCCAUAUCCAGCCAGAGCAGGCAUAUUACUGCCAAUAAUCCAACCGGAACGGCCUUUGUUCGCCGUGUUUACUUCGGGGUCCACAGGCGUGCCAAAAGCGGCCAUGGCGGACCAUCAAUCAUUCCUCAGUUACUCUCUUCCUAUCAUGAGGAAGAUGGGGAUAGACGGGACGGUCCGAUGGCUCCAGUUUUCCUCCUAUGCAUUCGACAUGAGCGUGAAUGAAACUCUGUGGACAUUGUUGGGCGGUGGUUGUAUAUGCGUGCUAUCUGAUACACAGCGCUUGGACAACUUUGUUGACACCGUAACCACCUUCCGUCCGACUCAUGCUGUCCUCACGCCCUCCUUCAUGCGCUCACUUGAUCCUAAGGACCUUCCAUCGCUCCGAGCGCUCAUGCUGGGUGGUGAGCCAACGCAGCCAUCGGAACUUGCCGCCUGGAGCCCUUACAUGAAUCUGAUGAUCGGAUAUGGACCAGCCGAGUGCGGUGUGACUCACCUUCGGUACUUCGGUGAGAGUCCCAACGACCCGUACAACUCCGUCGGCUUCCCAACAGGGGGUGCCUCCUGGCUGGCGGCCCCUGGGGACCCGGAAAAGCUCCUUCCAAUCGGCGCUGUGGGCGAGUUGUUCCUGGAGGGUUCCUUUGUUGGACCGGGAUAUAUGCAUGACCCGACAAAAACCCAGGAAGCCUUCAUCGUGGCGCCCAGUUACGUCCGAGAGCUCCGUCACGGCCCAAGUCGCGUGUAUAGGACCGGUGACCUGAUGCGAUACAAUGUUGAUGGAUCGCUGAGUUUCGUCGGGCGAAUGGAUUCCCAGGUCAAGAUCCGUGGCCAGCGAAUAGAGUUGGCCGACAUCGAGACUCAUCUGGCGAGGUGUUUCUCCUCUCCUGUCCAGGUCGUGGUCGAGCUCGUCUCGCCAGAAGGCCAUGGAGCACCCUUUCUCGCAGCUUUUAUCUAUUUCCCCGUCGAAGGCGGCCAAGGCCCCACUGCGGACGCCGGAGCGACAAUUGCAAGCUGCCACGCCUUCUACCAACCGGAACAAGAUUUUCAGGAGCGGGAAGCCAAUGCUCUGGCCUUGCUUCGUGACCGGCUGCCUCGCUUCAUGAUCCCGUCGAUGAUGAUCAAUCUCGCACACAUGCCACACACUGCUAGCGGCAAAGUAGACCGGAAAUACCUACGAAAAUCAUUGGCUGAGUUGCCAGACAAAGAGCUCAAGCAGUUCCGCGCCACAAUUGGGAAAAGGCGUGGUGCAGCCACCGAGAUGGAAAAGAAUAUUCAGAAAUUCUGUGCCACAGCCUUGCAGAUCCCAUGCGAAGAGGUUAGCCUCGACGACAACUUCCUUCAACUCGGCGGCGACUCCAUCAGUGCGAUGUAUAUGGUGGCAGAAGCCCGUAAAGACGGAGUUGCAAUAAGUGUGGUUGAUAUUCUGGAAAAUCCUCGCUUGUCAGCGUUGGCCAGUCAUGUAGCAUGCCACAAUAGCUCCUUUGCUGGAAAUUCCAAUGCCUACAGCAGUGCUGAUAUUAAGCCUUUUGCGCUGGUUAACGAAGGGCUUCGAGCAGAGGCCACACGUGCGCUAUUAGAGCUGCAAAUUGUGAAGCAGGAAUCGCAUAUUGCUGAUGUCCUGCCAGUGACUGAAAGUCAGCAGUUUUUCCUCACCCAGUGGACCCCAUUCCUUGCCUGCUACUUUUUAACUGGGUUUGUUGAUGGGAGACGCCUCCGUCAUGCUUGUCAAGCUGUUAUGUCAGCUCAUAGCAUUCUUCGCACUGCCUUUGUACAAACACAUCACGGUUUGCUCCAGGCAGUCCUUCAGGACAUUGACCUACCAUUUCAUCAGGUCACCACGACGGAUGACCUGCUGACCUACUGCGAUUCGAUAUGGCAGAGCAACUCAGAGAUAUCAUCCACUGUUAACACUGCGCCCCUUCGUUUCACGCUUGUGUCGCGCUCUGCAACUGAGCACGCUUUUAUCCUCCGUAUCUCCCACGCCCAGUACGAUGGCAUUUCGCUGCCAACCUUGAUGAAUGCCCUGGCAGAGGCGUACACAGGGCGUACACCGGAGGCAAUAAUUGAUUUUGCCAGCUAUAUGCACCUUCGCUCAUUACAUGAUCAUACAGGGGCAUUCCACUUCUGGCGUCAGUAUCUGCUCAACUCAUCCGUACGCCCAUGGGACAUUUCCACAAACGCCCCACCUCAGAGCCCGAACAAUGUCUCCAGCUCUUCCCGCAUAACCGCUGGACAGAGUGUCCCCAUGCCCAGUCUUUCGGCAGGCCAGACCGUCGCAAGCCUUGUCAAGGCCGCUGCAGGCUGGCUCUUCGCCCGGGAUACCCGUCAACACGAUAUCGUCCUGGGCCAAACAGUGUCCGGGCGCAGCAUGCCCAUCGGAGGCAUCGAGAAGAUGCUCGGUCCGUGUCUGAACACCAUUCCAUUCCGGUUACAGCUGCAGCCCAGGUGGAGUGCUCUCGAUCUUUUGCAGCACGUUCAGAAGCAAUGCUCCGCGACGUUUGCGCAUGACUACGUGGAUCUCGCAGAUAUUGUCCGUACCAGCACAGACUGGCCGCAGGAUAGUUAUCUUCCCUGUAUUAUUCAACAUCAGAAUGUUGCACAGACUUCCACUCUCCCAUUACCUGACGUUGAGUGUACCUCGUCUGGCUGGGCACAUUUCAUCCCGCAAUCCGGGAUGUGGAUAUUGACCUCGCCGCAGGACUCCAAGUUACAGAUUAUGCUUUGUACGUCGGGGGCGUUCAUGUCGCUGGAAACAGCCAGAUUGUGGGUCAAGGAUCUCGCGACCGUGAUCACUAUUUUCGCAAGCCAGCCUGAGAUACUGCUGGAUGAUGUCCAUGUAUGA
Penicillium soppii is the source of this 6501-nucleotide messenger RNA. RefSeq names its product nonribosomal peptide synthase. Gene Ontology annotation, molecular function: phosphopantetheine binding; catalytic activity. Gene Ontology annotation, cellular component: cytoplasm. The transcript has a single exon. The record is from RefSeq and is a predicted model, not a curated record. Gene Ontology annotation, biological process: amino acid activation for nonribosomal peptide biosynthetic process; secondary metabolite biosynthetic process. NCBI's taxonomy places the organism in Eukaryota, Fungi, Ascomycota, Eurotiomycetes, Eurotiales, Aspergillaceae. The coding region runs from base 1 to 6501 and encodes 2166 amino acids.